This is a messenger RNA of Ochotona princeps (American pika), 1703 nucleotides long. It is a transcript of the gene PHACTR3, whose product is annotated as phosphatase and actin regulator 3. The transcript is spliced from 12 exons. NCBI's taxonomy places the organism in Eukaryota, Metazoa, Chordata, Mammalia, Lagomorpha, Ochotonidae. The record is from RefSeq and is a predicted model, not a curated record. Gene Ontology annotation, biological process: actin cytoskeleton organization. The coding region runs from base 1 to 1557 and encodes 518 amino acids. Gene Ontology annotation, molecular function: actin binding.
AUGGACCAGGCCCCCCCGGUGCGCUCGGAGUAUCUGCACUCAGGGACUCGGACCCCCCCGGCACGGAGGAGCAGCAAGCUGGCCACCCUGGGCCGGAUCUUCAAGCCCUGGAAGUGGCGGAAAAAGAAAAACGAGAAGCUGAAGCAAACGACGUCGGCAUUGGAGAGGAAGACGGCGGGCAGGCAAGGCCGCGAGCAGCUCAUCAAGAAGGGCCUGCUGCAGAUGAUGGAGCAGGAUGCUGACAGCAAAGCCUGCCACGCCGACGGAGGCCCCCAGCCCUCUCAGACUGAGCCGUCUUCCCCGAAGCCGGAGACACAGGCCUCGGAGGACACACAGCCAGGAAGCCCCUCUGCCAGCAGGCCAGCCCAGGCCUCCCUGGAGGAGCCACCGUCCACUGACGCCUGCCUGGAUGCUGCAGCCGUGACGCCGUCGGCUCCCAGCAGUGACGAAGCAGACGCCGGCAGCCCCCUGCCCACCGACGCCGAGUUCUCUCAAGCCUUAGCUGGGUCUGACCCCCUCGACAGUUCUCCCAGACCCCCGGAGAGCUCCACAGGCCAACUCCCCAGCCCCCCUCGGCUGCCCACUCCGCCUCCCAAGACUGGCUGCAAAACCACGAAGCCGGUCCCAGGCCAAGCCGUGCUCUUCCAAGGCCCAGGCACAAAGGGUACCGACCCUCCCCUCCGAGGGCAGCUGUCCACGCCCACGGGGUCACCACACCUCACCGCCGUCCACCGACCACUGCCGCCGAGCCGUGUCAUUGAGGAGCUGCACAGAGCGCUGGCCACCAAGCACCGCCAGGACAGUUUUCAAGGCCGGGAGAACAAAGCGUCCCCCAAGAGGCGCACAGACGUCCGUCUGUCCAGAACCUCCAGCAUGGAGCGAGGCAAGGAGCGGGACGAGGCCUGGUGCUUCGACGGGGCCUCAGAGAGCCAGCGGACGGCGGCCAGGGAGUCCGAGGAGAACAAGGAGAACUUGACCCUGAACUUGGAACUCAAGGAUGACCUGCUGCUCUACCAGGACGAGGAGGCCCUCGACGACUCUGUGAUCUCUGGCACGCUGCCCAGGAAAUGCAAGAAGGAGCUGCUGGCGGUGAAGUUGAGGAACCGGCCCAGCAAGCAGGAGCUGGAGGACCGCAACAUCUUCCCCCGGAGGACGGACCAGGAGAGGCAGGAGAUUCGGCAGCAGAUCGAACUGAAGCUCUCCAAACGGCUGAGCCAAAGACCUGCUGUGGAGGAACUGGAGAGAAGGAAUAUCCUGAAACAAAGGAAUGAUCAGACGGAACAGGAAGAAAGAAGAGAAAUAAAGCAAAGAUUGACCAGAAAGCUUAAUCAGAGACCCACCGUUGAUGAGCUGAGAGACAGAAAGAUCCUGAUCCGAUUCAGCGAUUACGUGGAAGUAGCCAAAGCGCAGGACUACGACAGAAGGGCGGACAAGCCCUGGACCCGACUGUCGGCAGCGGACAAGGCAGCAAUUCGAAAAGAAUUAAAUGAAUACAAAAGCAAUGAGAUGGAGGUACACGCGUCAAGCAAGCACCUGACAAGAUUCCACAGGCCAUAAAGAUUUUCUUCUGAGAAGAAUUUGUGUUUAAUUUUUGAUACCAACACUCAUCAGGGAACUUUCCUGAAGUUUCUGCUCAAGACUCUGCUGUGUCUGUGAGAGGAGCCCAGUCACACACAGGUGCAGUCCGGCCACAUUAACCACAG